AAUAUAGCUGACCUUGAAUUACUAAUAUUCUUUGCUUGGUAUGUGUUUUUGGGAGAGUUGAUAACGAUUAAAAAGAAUUCUGGAAGAGGCUCCUGAAGUUUGAUAAACACAGAUGCAUGAAAAAUAAAAAUAAAUAAAUAAAUAAAAAUAGAAUAAAAUAAUAAUAAUAGAAAACAUAGUAUGUGUGCUCACAGUGACUGAUGGUGGUGCUAUUGCCUAAGCAGAAAGCUGGAGUGUAAUAGCUCACCGAGAACACAAAGUCACCACCACCCAUUUUUGCAACAAAGGGGUGAUAUAACCGCCCACGUCAACCAGUAUCUUUUAAUACUGCGUAUUUUUGAAGGAAGAGUUUUUUAGCCUAUUCAUUUUUCCUGUAUGAUAUUACAAUUUUUUAUAUCAAGAAUGGAUUAUUCAAAAAGGAGACGACACCCUUCGGAUGUAAAAAUCUCCAUUUUGCUUUACGUUCUUCUGGCUACAGUCGACGGACAAAUUCGGUAUUCUGUUCCAGAGGAGAUGAGGAAAGGAGUGUUUGUUGGAGAUGUUGCAAAAGACCUGGGUUUGGACGUCAGAAGGUUGGUGGCUGGUCGGGCUCGACUUGUUAUAGACGAUGAAAUCAAAUACGUCACACUGAAUCCGAACAAAGGCCACAUCGUUGUCGAUGAACGAAUCGACAGAGAAAAAUUAUGUGCCAAGAAAUCCCCAUGCAGUUUCAGCUUAGAAAUCGUCCUCGAAGACCCACUCGAGUUGUUUCCCAUCACAAUUGAGGUACAGGAUGUAAACGAUCACGCUCCCGUUUUUCCCAAAAAAGAAAUUCAUUUGGAUAUUAGUGAAUCGACUGCAGUAGGGACCGCGUUUCUCCUUGAUAGCGCAUCUGAUCCUGACGUAGGGAUAAACUCACUGCAGAGCUACGCUUUAAAAGCAAACGAGCAUUUUAUUCUAAAACAACGAGCUCGGCCAGAUGGGAGUAAAUAUGCAGAAAUUGUGCUUCACAAAGCUUUGGACCGAGAGAAACAAAGCGAGCACGCGCUUGUAUUGUCUGCUGUGGAUGGCGGAGAACCGCAGAUGUCCGGGACAGUCAAAAUUCAAGUGUCCGUUCUGGAUGCAAACGAUAAUGCACCCGUUUUUACGCAGCGCUUGUACAAAGCCUCUGUUUUGGAAAAUGUUUUGCGCGGCGCGAUCAUACUCAGAGUGUCUGCCGUGGACGCAGAUCAGGGUUACAAUGGGAACGUCACUUAUUAUUUCACCCACUUAGAGGAGGAUUCCUCUUUUCCUUUUGAAAUAAAUCCAUUCACAGGGGAGAUUAAACUCACGGGUGAGCUAGAUUACGAGCUUUUGUCGAGUUACGAAAUAAAUAUUCAGGAAAAGGAUCCGUGGGGGUUAGUUGGACAUAGCAAAUUAAUAAUCGAUAUAUUAGAUGUCAAUGAUAAUUCCCCAGUGAUCACCAUGGCUUCAUAUUCAGGAAAGAUUUCAGAAGAUUCUCCCCCUGGCACUGUUGUGGCCUUGAUUAGUGUCCAGGAUAAAGAUUCGGGUAAAAACGGACAAGUGCGCGUUGCUAUAGAAGAAAAUCUACCAUUUAGCAUCAAAUCCACUCUAAGAAAUUAUUACACUUUGGUAACAGAACAAAUCCUUGAUCGAGAAAUAAAUUCAAAAUACAACAUCACCCUAACAGCUGUCGAUGAAGCCUUCCAAGCUUUGUCCAGCAAAAAGAGUUUUGUUCUAGAAAUUACGGAUGUUAAUGACAAUGCUCCAGCUUUUGGACAGAAUGUGUACACUACUCACGUGAUGGAAAACAACUCUCCAGGUGUCACUUUGUUACAAGUUCAGGCUACUGACCCAGAUCAGGGUCAGAAUGCACACCUGAGUUAUUUUCUUGUGGAAAAUGAAAUUAACGGAAAUCCUGUCUCCAAAUAUUUCUCAAUUAAACCGGAAAGCGGCACGAUUCAGUCUCUGUACUCCUUUGAUUAUGAACAAACUAAAGAGUUCAGAUUGCAAGUGAAAGCUGUAGACGGAGGUUCUCCUCCUCUCAGCAGCAACACAACAGUUAUUAUAAAAGUCCAGGACCAGAACGAUAACCCACCUCAGGUUCUGUACCCGGUCCAGACUGCUGGCUCUGUGGUGGCUGAAAUGGUGCCUCGUUCAGCUGAUGUGGGCUACCUGGUGACUAAAGUGGUGGCUGUUGAUGUGGACUCUGGACAGAAUGCCUGGCUCUCCUAUAAACUGCAGAAAGCCACAGACAGGGCGCUGUUUGAAGUGGGCUCCCAGAAUGGAGAGAUCCGAACUGUCCGCCAAGUGACGGAGAAAGAUUUGCUCAAACAAAGACUGACUGUGAUCGUGGAGGACAACGGGCAGCCCUCUCGUUCAGCUACAGUCAUUGUUAACGUGGCGGUGGCGGACAGCUUCCCUGAAGUGCUGUCGGAGUUCAGCGACUUUCCACACGACAAGGACUACAAUGACAACCUGACUUUUUACUUAGUGCUGGCUCUGGCUGUGGUUUCUUUCCUCUUCAUCACGUGUUUAGUGGUCAUCAUCUCCGUCAAGAUCUACCGAUGGAAACAGUCUCGCAUCCUGUAUCACUCCAGCCUCCCUGUCAUUCCAUAUUAUCCUCCACGGUACUCAGACACUUUGGGCACAGGGACUCUGCCACACACGUACAAUUACGAGGUGUGCAGGACCACUGACUCCAGAAAGAGUGACUGUAAGUUCGGCCGAGCUGGGAGUCAGAACGUGCUGAUAAUGGACCCCAGUUCUACAGGAACCAUGCAGCGGAUGCAGAGUGAGAAGAGCAUCCUGGAUGAACCAGACUCUCCUCUAGAGGUCAGUAAACAAUUAGCUAGUUUUACAGUUGCUUUUGUCUUUGAACAACCUUCCAGAAAUAGUUCAGCACCAUGGACAGCGAAGUACAGUGGCAUUUUUCAUUUUAAAGUAAUUUAAUAUAUAACCAGACUGUGCUCUAUAAAGCUAGUUAAAAGCACAAUUCACCAUGUAACUUGUUUUAUAGUUUUGUUCCUAAAGAAGUUUCAUCCAGCACCAUUUUUUUCCUGCUACCCUGUUUUCAGAGCUCGGCCAGGUGCUUUUUUUUUUGUCCCAAAACUUGUUCUUUUUUUAUUAUUGUAUCACAUAUCACAUCUCGACCUUUUUUUAUACAAGCAAAACAUUUUUAUUUAUAUUUCUGGUUAGUUGGUUAUCUUUUGUUUUGUUUUUUUCGUUAUUUUAAUUUUAUUUGGGUAAAAUGGUAAAUCAUAAAAAUCCAAAUGAUCACAUCACCUCCUCUUAGAUU
This is a messenger RNA of Oryzias melastigma (Indian medaka), 3277 nucleotides long. Its product is annotated as protocadherin beta-11. Bases 376 to 2931 code for a protein of 851 amino acids. Gene Ontology annotation, biological process: homophilic cell-cell adhesion. Lineage: Eukaryota; Metazoa; Chordata; Actinopteri; Beloniformes; Adrianichthyidae. Gene Ontology annotation, cellular component: plasma membrane. The record is from RefSeq and is a predicted model, not a curated record. Gene Ontology annotation, molecular function: calcium ion binding. The transcript is spliced from 2 exons.